Molecule: messenger RNA, 1247 nt
Organism: Podarcis muralis (Common wall lizard)
Lineage: Eukaryota; Metazoa; Chordata; Lepidosauria; Squamata; Lacertidae
Source: RefSeq, a predicted model, not a curated record
GCUCACGCAACCCUAUGCUCGGAGUUCCUACUCUUGGUGUGAUUUGAACCUUCCUGCAACAAUUAAAGAUCAGGUUUACUGGCCGCCAUUUUGCUCCUUUAACUUGGCUGGAGACUCCUCCUUUUGCUGACCAAAGGGACCCACGGGGAGUGGCUCCCCAGUAUAUCUGCACCCCAGGAUUUUUCCAUAUCAGUUCGCAAGCACACUGGAAGCGCUGAACACGGAUGUAUAGCUCGGUUCAUCUGAGCUCUCUGGCCUUCAUCUGAAUCAGGAGACAUGGGUCCCACCGGGCUGCCUCUGACGCCUGCUCCCUCUCCCCACAGUGCCCGAAUUCGCCAAGAUCAAGGUGUGGCCGUCGUGCGAGGUGAGCGACAUGAUCCUGGUCUGGUACCACUGUGACGGCAUCGACCCGACGUGGCGAGUCCCUGACCGCGAGGAGUUCCUGCCGCGCCCGUGCCCCUUCCGCGGCCUCACCGAACACUUUGUCAACGUGCACAUUGAGGAGAUCCCAGAGAACGGAGCGGAUACGGCCCACCUCUCCUUCCUCCACCGCCACGCUUUCCUGAGUGGAGCCGACCUGCGCUACAUGCACUCCCCUUUCUGGACUUUCUUCCGGCACCACUGGCAGGCAGAUUGGCACCCUGAUCCGGAGCCCAAUGCGCACUGUUCCCGCUUGCAGCUGAAGCACAACAUCACACUCUUCGGAAAGCACUUCAGCUUCAUGGACCUGAGAGUUUCCGCCUGGCAGGUGGGGCCCAGUUUGGUCUUCCUCGUCCUUCGGUUUCCCCUCCUGGGCCAAGGAAUCAUCGUCCAAAGCGUCACCCCCGUGCAGCCCCUCAUGCAGCAGGUGAUCCACCGAAUAUACUUCCAGAAGAACGUUCCCGCCUUCAUCGCCAAGAUGGUCCUCCGGGCAGAGUGCAGCCAGUUUGAGCGGGACGUCAUGAUAUGGAACCACAAACAAUACCUCUCCAAACCGCUUCUGGUGAAGGAAGAUGGGGCGAUCCAGAGGCACCGUCGUUGGUUCUCCCAGUUCUACGGCGAAAAGAGCCCAAAGAUUACCAGCCAAAAGGAGAGCCUGGACUGGUGACCGACAGAAGCGCCCUUUCCCCCUCUGGGUCUUUUUUCCUCCUGUCAAGGGGAUCCAAGAAGUCACCACCCGCGAGGCGCACUUGGGCGACCCUGUUCAGGGAAAUCUUUAGUGUGUGAUGUUGUGCUUUUAAAAUUUAUUAUGGCAGCUGCCCAGAGUG